This is a messenger RNA of Clonostachys rhizophaga, 909 nucleotides long. The record is from the annotation of a GenBank genome assembly. NCBI's taxonomy places the organism in Eukaryota, Fungi, Ascomycota, Sordariomycetes, Hypocreales, Bionectriaceae.
AUGGACAACAAGAAAAUCCAAGACACGCUGCGCAAGCAGUAUGAUGCGUUAUCCACACUAGACGAUGAAGGUGUGGAUAGGAUGAUCCGCCAGUCAGAAGAGUUUAUGGACGGAAUAGCACGACUGUUGCUCGAGCAGGCUGGCCUUGGUUCGGGGACCACAACGAGCUUUGACCUUGUCGACCACGCUUGUGGCACAGGCCCAAUCGCUGCUCGUCUACAAGAGACGAUCCAACCAGACGUGCUGAGGCAGAGCAGGAUUCUCUGCGCAGACGUCAAUCAAGCGUUUGUUGACAUUCUCACAAAGCGUGUGCGGAAGCUCGACUGGAUCAACGUUGAGACGAAGGUUUUGGAUGCUCAGAACUCAAGUAUAGCCAGCGGCGAGUUCGACUACAUGACGCUCAACUUCGCACUACAUAUUAUCCCAGAGCCUGAAGCUGUGCUGCGAGAGGCCUGUCGCGUCCUGCGCCCAGGCGGGACUCUCGCAUUCAGCGUCGUUCAUGCUGAUACCGGCGUCGCGGGUGGGUGGGUGCCCGAUCUACGGUCAACGCUCAAGACACUGCCUUUCAAGACUCCCCUCCCCAGUCCGGUGCAGAUGGCAGUCCAUGGCAAGCCAGAAUGGGUUGACCCAGAAGGCAUCAAGAAGGCUCUGUCGUCGCAUGGCUUUGUUGAUAUUGUAGUAAGGACUACCAGCACCCCUCAACACGUAAAAGAUCCCGAGGAUUUCGCGACGAAGUUCUCCAUGAUUUUCAAGUGGAUCAUGGACACGUAUUGGACUGAGGAGCAGAUCGCGGAGUAUCAGGCUGGGUUUCGUGACAGGGUCAUUGAGCACCUGACUGAGAAGCACGGGAAUUCUGGGUGGGACCUCCAGGGAACUGCAAUUCUUGCGACGGCGAAGACGCCUCAAUAG